AACGGGCCCGCCCCCCCCCCUCGCACAUCAAUCACCGUGUCAUCAAGUCGGCAUUGCUGCUGCGUGUGCUGCUGUUUUGUUUUUGUGAGUCCGGGCUAAGUAUAUGGUAUUGGCAAAGGACAUAGUCUGCUGCAAGUGAGGUUGUUGUUGUAUCUGGGACUCCAGGCCCUCCACAGCGGUCCAGCAGCGCGAUAAACCUCCAACACGCCAACUAAAUCAACUCACUGACUGAGUGAGUGCGUGAGCCGCCCGCCGGCCGCCACAUGCUGACACCAUGGUGUGCUUCGCAGAUUUAAACAUCAUUAACAUCAACGACAAAAAACGACUGCAAACUAUAAUAGAAACCGCGGCACAUCUUGGUUAUUCGACAGUUGCAAUUAAUCAUGUGCUUGAUUUUCAACAGAAAGAACAGGGAAUUGCCAAUCCAAUAUCUGUUGCAGAGCUUUUUCCAUCUCCACCUAUUGUACAGGGAAAAUCAAAGCCAAUUAAAAUUAUGACCAGGCUUACUUUGAUUGCCUCUGAUGUCUCUCAUUACAAUCAAUUGAGAACCGCUUAUCCUCAAAACUUGCCGUAUGAUAUUAUAGCCGUGGAACCAAAAACAGAAAAGUUGUUUCAUGUAGCCUGUAUGACCUUGGAUAUUGACCUAAUUUGUAUUCAAGGGAACUCAAAACUACCAUUCCGUAUCACCCGGCCUCCUGUUAAUGGGGCUAUUGCAAGAGGAAUUUACUUUGAACUAACAUAUUUUCCUGCUAUCAAUGAUUUCACGCUAAGAAGAUAUACCAUUUCAAAUGGAAUUUGCCUGAUGAACGUAUGUAAAGGAAAGAACGUAAUUGUGUCGAGCGCAACUGAAGAGUUUUUAGGACUGAGAGGACCAUAUGACAUUUCUAACUUUGGGAUCCUUUUUGGUUUGUCUGAAGAAGAUGCCAAAGCUGCUGUAUCAACAAACUGCAGAGCUGUCGUUUUGCAUGGAGCAACCAGAAAGACUGCAUUAGGUGUGAUCCACACCACAAGAAAAGUUGCAGCAUCUGAAGGGAAAGAUGAAGGAAGGCCUCGUAAAAAAACCAAGACUGAACAUAACGGGUGAUGGAAAGAAAAUCUUUGCUAUAACCACCAUUUUAUUUGCUUCAUAAAUAUGAAACUUUGUCCUUGUUUUUUCUGAAUAAUGAUCUAACAGCAUUGUGUUGCAGUUAUUAUUAUAAUUGAUAGUUAGCAUUUCUGUCAUCAAAAAUAAAGGAGUUUAUAUUUGAUUGCA
Messenger RNA from Leucoraja erinaceus (little skate), 1252 nucleotides. RefSeq names its product ribonuclease P/MRP 30 subunit (gene rpp30). Gene Ontology annotation, cellular component: nucleolar ribonuclease P complex. NCBI's taxonomy places the organism in Eukaryota, Metazoa, Chordata, Chondrichthyes, Rajiformes, Rajidae. The coding region runs from base 275 to 1084 and encodes 269 amino acids. The transcript is spliced from 11 exons. Gene Ontology annotation, molecular function: RNA binding. The record is from RefSeq and is a predicted model, not a curated record. Gene Ontology annotation, biological process: tRNA processing.